UUCAUCUCUCGACGGAUUUUCACUCAUCAAAUCACCGGUACCUCAAUUUAGAGCACCAAAGCCAGCUCAGAAUCAUCCUUCAUAGUGCAGCUCCGAAGCUCUUAUGGCACCCAUAAAGGGCAUCCUUUCUUCACAAGGGAUAUCUUUGGUCAAGCAGUCUGAGCAUUGGGUCCUGGGCAGUAGAUUAUUCAGCACUCAGGCUGCAUCAACUGCUAGCACCCCACAGCCUCCCCCUCCUCCCCCACCUCCUGAGAAAACCCACUUUGGUGGCCUCAAAGAUGAGGAUCGCAUUUUUACAAAUGUAUAUGGUUUGCAUGACCCUUUUCUCAAGGGUGCUAUGAAACGAGGAGACUGGCAUAGAACAAAAGACCUGGUACUCAAGGGUGCUGAUUGGAUUGUCAAUGAAAUGAAGAAAUCUGGUCUUCGUGGGCGUGGUGGUGCUGGGUUUCCCUCUGGUCUUAAAUGGUCCUUCAUGCCAAAGGUGUCUGAUGGUCGUCCCUCCUAUCUUGUUGUCAAUGCUGAUGAGAGUGAACCUGGAACCUGUAAAGAUAGGGAGAUAAUGCGCCAUGAUCCACACAAACUAUUAGAAGGUUGUUUAAUUGCUGGAGUGGGUAUGAGAGCUACUGCUGCCUAUAUUUACAUCAGGGGUGAGUAUGUCAAUGAGCGGAAAAAUCUGGAGAAAGCCAGAAGAGAAGCUUAUGAAGCUGGCUUAUUAGGAAAAAAUGCAUGUGGGUCUGGUUAUGACUUCGAUGUACAUAUCCACUUCGGAGCUGGUGCUUAUAUUUGUGGUGAGGAGACAGCUCUUCUAGAGAGCCUCGAGGGCAAACAAGGAAAACCCAGAUUGAAGCCUCCUUUUCCUGCUAAUUCCGGGCUGUAUGGGUGUCCCAGUACCGUCACAAAUGUGGAAACAGUAGCUGUUUCACCUACCAUUUUGAGGCGGGGCCCCGAGUGGUUCGCUAGUUUUGGUAGGAAAAACAAUUCUGGAACAAAACUUUUUUGCAUCUCAGGGCAUGUGAACAAGCCUUGCACAGUCGAGGAGGAGAUGAGUAUACCAUUAAAGGAACUUAUAGAGAGGCACUGUGGUGGUGUUCGCGGUGGAUGGGACAAUUUACUUGCUAUUAUCCCAGGAGGUUCAUCUGUCCCAUUGAUACCCAAGCAUAUAUGUGAGGAUGUGCUAAUGGACUUUGAUGCACUUAAAGCUGUACAGUCAGGGUUGGGGACUGCUGCCGUGAUUGUGAUGGAUAAGUCAACGGAUGUUGUAGACGCAAUUGCAAGGCUCUCUUACUUCUACAAGCAUGAGAGUUGUGGCCAGUGCACGCCAUGCAGGGAAGGUACAGGGUGGCUUUGGAUGAUCAUGGAAAGAUUGAAGGUGGGGAAUGCAAAACUGGAAGAGAUUGACAUGCUUCAAGAGGUGACGAAACAGAUUGAAGGGCACACGAUUUGUGCAUUGGGUGAUGCCGCUGCUUGGCCAGUCCAGGGUCUGAUCAGGCACUUCAGACCGGAGCUCGAGAGGAGGAUCAGAGAACGGGCAGAGAGGGAGCUACAACAGGCUGCCGCUGCUUGAUACUUCUGUGCAGGUGAGGACUUAUCCUGCUAGGGGGCUAUGUAAUAAACAAUUCGAGACUUUUGAAGAAUGUAUGGACAUGCAAGCGAGUCUUCUGUCUGUCCAGCAGAGCAGCAAGUCAAAUUUUUAUGCUUGUAUCAGACUGAAUUGCUCCCUACUUAUAUGUUUUUUUUUUUUUUAAGUGCUGACUGGAUACAAGUUGGGUUCUAAGAUCAUCUUAUCAUGGUUUUGAAGAUUCAGAAACCUGAUAGUAUAUGGUUUUUGUCAAUAAACUAAACAUUGUUUGAAUGUUUUCAGAGACUGUAUUGGUGGGAAAGUUAAAGGAGAGUUGAAGGUUUUGAUUCAUAUCAUGAUGAUAUACACCUUAGUUGUUUUUGUACGUU
Coffea eugenioides is the source of this 1947-nucleotide messenger RNA. Its product is annotated as NADH dehydrogenase [ubiquinone] flavoprotein 1, mitochondrial. Gene Ontology annotation, biological process: mitochondrial electron transport, NADH to ubiquinone. The transcript has 3 exons. The record is from RefSeq and is a predicted model, not a curated record. NCBI's taxonomy places the organism in Eukaryota, Viridiplantae, Streptophyta, Magnoliopsida, Gentianales, Rubiaceae. Gene Ontology annotation, molecular function: FMN binding; 4 iron, 4 sulfur cluster binding; NAD binding. The coding region runs from base 104 to 1564 and encodes 486 amino acids.